AUGCUCUUCCGCGAGACUGAAGGCCUCAAAGGGUUCUUUGGAGAGACAUCUAGAUUAUCGCAAGUUUUGCGUAACUCAGGAUCCGGAUGUGCGUCCAUAAUGCAUCUGAACCUGACCAACUCGUCUUUUGGAAUUGUGUCAGGCUCUAUCCUCUAUUUUAUUUCAGAGAAGCCCGGAAAAACGGGGUGGAGAACUCGGCCUUCGUUCCGAGCAAGGAACUACAUCAGGUACAUACAUACGCCAACAAGAACGAGAACGUCGAGGAUCCCAUUAGCAUAUGAAUUGCACACUUCUAAACACGCCAAUCGUACGCAAUCAGAUUCAACGACUCGGAACCCAAUAAUAUUCCUGCAUGGAUUCCUCGGGUCCAAGCGCGAAAACAGGGGUGUAGGCAAGAUCUUGGCCCAGGAUCUGUCGCAGCAUGUCUUCUGCUUGGAUCUUCGGAACCAUGGGGAUUCCGGCCAUCACCCGAAGCAUGACUAUAUGGAAAUGGCAAUAGAUGUUGAGCACUUCAUCACAACCCACGGACUGAAUAAUGCAACAUUAAUCGGUCACUCGAUGGGGGCCAAAACCGCCUUAACGCUCGCCCUUCAGUCGCCAGAUCUGAUAUCCAAGGUCGUCGCUAUCGACAACUGCCCCAUCCACCUAGACCUGACCGAAGAGUUUCCGAGAUAUCUCAAAGCUAUGGAAGAAGUACAGGACGCACGAGUCAAAAGCCAUCAAGAAGGGGACAAGAUUUUGAGCAAAUAUGAGGAUUCUCCGUCCGUGCGAUUAUGGUUACUGAGUAAUUUUGUUCGAGAACGCGAUUCCCCCCAUCUGAAGCUUCGUGUUCCUCUAGAUGUCCUGACGACUGCUAUCGGUCCAUUGGGUGAUUUUCCGCACAAGGGCAAAUUUGUUCAGUUCCCCAAACCUGCGUUGUUCCUUCGAGCCCUGCAGAGUCAUUAUAUACCAGAGAGUUCGUUCCCCGUCAUUUCGUCUUUCUUCCCUCGAUCGCGCAUUGUUAAUAUAGAUUGUGGACAUUGGAUUGUUCAGGAACGGCCUGAGGAAUUCAGGCAGGCUGUUGUCCAGUUCUUGCGGGAGAAGGACGAAGUUGAUUCGCUUGAUUUGUGA
Aspergillus oryzae RIB40 is the source of this 1110-nucleotide messenger RNA. RefSeq names its product putative alpha/beta hydrolase. Gene Ontology annotation, cellular component: mitochondrion. The coding region runs from base 1 to 1110 and encodes 369 amino acids. Gene Ontology annotation, molecular function: catalytic activity. The transcript has 7 exons. The record is from RefSeq and is a predicted model, not a curated record. Lineage: Eukaryota; Fungi; Ascomycota; Eurotiomycetes; Eurotiales; Aspergillaceae.